UUUUUCUUCAUUAAUUUCAGGUUUUCACGAAUGCCAGUGAUAUUUAGCAUAUUUUUAAAGCCAUGUUUACGAAGUCAUCUUUGUUCAUCCUAGUCGUCAUGAUGACGAUAAGUUCGGCCUUGGGCCUGAAAUGUUACAUUUGUAAUUCACAAAAGAACAAGGACUGUUCGGUGGACGAUUUCGACCGCAAUGCUGCCGAAGCCAGAGGAUAUUUGCACGAGUGCACGGCCAUGCAUUUACCCAUCGGCUUGGAUUAUGGACAGAUGAACGACGUGUCUUUUGCAUGCCGGAAAACCUAUCAAAAAGUGAUGGACCACGUGACGGUGCAGCGUUCGUGUUCGUGGGUUGUGGCAAAUCACACGGAGUCCAGGUGCCAUCAGUCGCUCGACGACGACGCUCGCAUGUUGAUUUGUUCGUGUCUCACUGAUCUCUGCAAUGAAUCGACGUCAUCAGCUGGUUCCCUUUGGUUGCUUCUCGUCGGGGUCGGCUCUGCCGCCGCCGGGCGACUUUUACCGCACUGA
Molecule: messenger RNA, 521 nt
Organism: Notodromas monacha
Lineage: Eukaryota; Metazoa; Arthropoda; Ostracoda; Podocopida; Cyprididae
Source: the annotation of a GenBank genome assembly